This is a messenger RNA of Angiostrongylus costaricensis, 1833 nucleotides long. NCBI's taxonomy places the organism in Eukaryota, Metazoa, Nematoda, Chromadorea, Rhabditida, Metastrongylidae. The record is from the annotation of a GenBank genome assembly.
UUGAAGGUCAGUCAAUUACUGGGUAGAAAGUUGGAUUGUAAAAGAAGGAGAAAAUUGAGUCAUUCUUGUAACACAGAAAUCGGUCUUCUUUUUAUAUUGAGUGCUCAACAAGUGUCAGCUGAUAGAACCUCUCAUACUAGUCCUUUGCCAGAGCAGCGCUGUGGAACCUUGGAUAUACGAAAUCAUCCUAAUCAAGGCUACAAACUUGCUGGACACAAGUAUCUCUAUGGAAAUCGUAUCUUUAGGAACUGUAGUGUACUAGAGGGUUCAUUGGUAUUGUCACUAAUUCAAAAUUCUAAUGUGACCGAGGCGGACUUUCCCACUUUCCAUUAUCUACGAGAAAUAACAGGCUCCUUGUUAAUUUUUCAUGUCAGGUCAUUGACCACAUUGUCGCGAAUUUUUCCGAAUCUUCGAAUCGUCGGAGGUCAAAACCUCAUUCAGCAUUUUUCCUUGAUUAUUUAUCAGAACGAAGACCUUAUCGAUAUUGGGCUUUCAAAAUUACGUCUCAUUCGUAAUGGAGGAGUUCGUAUUGCUGAAAAUAACAAGAUGUGUUAUUCGAGGUACAUUGACUGGAAGCAUCUCAUGGCUGGACCUCUUAAUGAUAUCCUCGUCGAUGAUGCAGUUGAAAUAGGUGUUGGAGAGGGAAAAAUUCUGUCGUGCACUGAUGACUGUGAGGUGGAAAAUGAAUCGAAAUGUCGACGUGUUUCACAUCAACGUGGAGAACAACUAUCGUGCUGGAACAAGGUUACUUGUCAGGAAGAUUGCCCUUUCGAUCGCAUCAAUGGUAGCAUAGGACCUGGAUGCGCGGAUUCGAACGGUGCGCGAUGUCAUGAUCAAUGCGUGGCUGGAUGCACUGUACCAGACGAUGAGAAAGCAUGUUACGGCUGUUUACACUAUAACCACGACGUAAGUUUCUUGUCUUGCAAAAGGUGUUUUUCUGGACUGAAUAUGAUAAUUGGAAGGCUUUUGAAACCGCUCCAGUGUACUUGUCGCUGUUGGAAUCUACUCAUUUCUGUGAUUGAAGGUUAUUUGGAGAUUGAAAUGAGAGUUGGCAUGAGUACUGUAGCAGCAUCUCAACUUACUGAUUGUAUUACAGCCUCAGGGUCUUACAGAUUUGCUCAUGUUAAUUUCAGAUAUGCUUUGAGCAUUUUUGAGAAUUCGAAUCUGCAAAAGCUUUUUACCCCUGAAAAUCGGCUAACUAUUGGCAAUGGUUCUGUGCAGUUUCAAAACAAUCGUAUGUUAUGCUACUUUCGCAUCAGAGAACUGAUGAUACGUCUUGGACGUGACUAUUACAGUAAUGGAGAUAAAGCAAUAUGUAAGUCAAUUUUUAAGUUUAUUUCUUGUGCUGUGUCGCAAACUGCCUUCACUCUGCGCUGGCCUGCUCUUGACACAUCCGACAUCGAUCAUAGGAAAUUUUUAGGCUACGAUGUAAGUGAAUUAAAGAGUAGUUUUGGGCGUCGAGAAAUGCUCAAUACUUGUAUCUUGCAAAGGAGGUUUCGCUGCUUAGUCGAACACCCAUGUUAUUUUCAUAGACAUGACAUGUCCAUUUUUACAACAUUAAUAUAUAGAUAUGCUGCAUACGUCACAACGAAGAUGGUUCGCCACCAAGGCGCCCGAAACGCUGUCUCCAACAUAGCAUUUGUCCGUACGCGUUUCGCUGUUCCCGACCCUCCACGCAUUACGAAGGCUGAAAAUUUUAGGUUGGAAUGGGACCCACCAGCGCAACCGAAUGGGGAUAUUUCCCAUUAUGUGGUUAGUUGGCGAGCGAUGAGUGAUGCUUAUAUGAAUCAGCAUAUGGGCGCCGCUGUGUGUCAUGAUGGUGAGGAAUUUUGA